Molecule: messenger RNA, 1282 nt
Organism: Ziziphus jujuba (common jujube)
Lineage: Eukaryota; Viridiplantae; Streptophyta; Magnoliopsida; Rosales; Rhamnaceae
Product: peroxisomal membrane protein 13
Exons: 5
Coding region: 137-1003 (288 amino acids)
Biological process (GO): protein import into peroxisome matrix, docking
Cellular component (GO): peroxisomal importomer complex; peroxisomal membrane; peroxisome
Source: RefSeq, a predicted model, not a curated record
CCAGCACAAGCCGACAGAAGAAGUCUGAUUUCGGCAAAUUCAUAAAAAUAAAAAUAAAAAGAGAGAAAAAGGAGAAAACUCUCUAUCUCUCUCUCUGUCUCUCUCCGCUAUCUCAUGCCGUUUCUCUGCCAUUCCUAUGGAUUCCAAGCCCCAAUCUUCAGCAAAUAGUCCUCCUCCAAAACCUUGGGAACGAGCAGGUGGCUCAUCUGGCCCUGCACCAUUCAAACCUCCCUCAGCUGGAAACACAAGUGAUGUAGUUGAGGCAUCAGGAACUGCAAACCAUGGAGAAAUUGUUUCAACUUCUGAUAGGAGUGCAACUGCUAACAGAAAUGCUCUAGGUAGGCCUGCUCCUCCUAGGCCUUGGGAGCAAAACUAUGGAAAUAGCAGUUAUGGAGGUUAUGGUUCUACCAUGAACUAUAACUCAGGCUAUGGUUCUGGAAUGUAUAGUUCAUAUGGAGGUGGGAUAGGUGGAACGUAUGGUGGUGGAUUGUAUGGCAACAGCAUGUACAGGGGAGGGUAUGGGGGUGGUCUUUAUGGAUCUUCUGGAAUGUAUGGUGGUGGAAUGUAUAAUGGUGGUUUUGGAGGCCCAAUGGGUGGUUAUGGAAUGGGCAUGGGUGGCCCUUAUGGAGCUGAAGAUCCAAAUAAUCCAUUUGGUGGUCCUCCAUCUCCACCAGGGUUUUGGAUGUCAGUUCUCCGGGUGAUGCAAGGUGUGGUGAACUUCUUUGGUCGCAUAUCAAUUCUCAUAGACCAGAACACUCAAGCAUUCCAUAUGUUCAUGACUGCACUUCUUCAGCUUUUUGAUCGCUCUGGCAUGUUAUAUGGAGAACUUGCCAGAUUUGUAUUGAGGAUACUAGGGGUUAGAACAAAGCCCAAGAAGGUUCAACCGCCGGGUCCUGAUGGACUUCCACUCCCUGGUCCCCAGAACCACAACUACAUUGAGGGACCGAAGGCUGCUCCUAGUGGUUCUUGGGACAAUGUUUGGGGGAAUGACGCUAACAAGUAAAUGAAAGGACAACCACUUUGCUUUCUCCCCCAGAUUCUGCUGCGAUCCAUAAGAGCAGAAAACUCUCUCUCUCUCACUCUGAAGAACGGUAUGAGCCAGAUUUGAGUGUCAUUAUGAGUUGCGUAAUAAUCAGUACAUCAUGACUUUGUAUCGAAUUUGCUUUGUUGCAUUUGAUAAAUAGUCCAGUAAAAGUAAUAAUGUUCACCUAUAUUGUGAAUUGUAUGUUGAUUUUGUGCUCUAUAGUUUGAAAGAAAAAAUUACAUGUAUUAUUUCACAUUA